Messenger RNA from Cygnus atratus (black swan), 2175 nucleotides. It is a transcript of the gene ADD2, whose product is annotated as adducin 2. Lineage: Eukaryota; Metazoa; Chordata; Aves; Anseriformes; Anatidae. Gene Ontology annotation, molecular function: actin filament binding. The transcript is spliced from 14 exons. Bases 1 to 2175 code for a protein of 724 amino acids. Gene Ontology annotation, biological process: barbed-end actin filament capping. The record is from RefSeq and is a predicted model, not a curated record. Gene Ontology annotation, cellular component: postsynaptic density; cytoskeleton; plasma membrane.
AUGAGCACGGCCGCCAGCCCCGAGCCCCUGCCCUCGCCCCCCGCCCCGGGACCCCGAUAUUUUGACCGCUUCACCGAGGGGGACCCCGAAUACCUGCGGGAGCGCAACAUGGCGGCUGACCUGAGGCAGGACUUCAACAUGAUGGAGCAGAAGAAGCGGGUCACCAUGAUCCUACAGAGCCCAUCUUUUAGGGAGGAGCUGGAGAGCCUCAUCCAGGAGCAGAUGAAGAAGGGGAACAACUCGUCCCACGUCUGGGCCCUGCGGCAGAUCGCAGACUUCAUGGCCACCACAUCCCCCGCUGUCCUCCCCACCUCGCCCAUGGGGCUGGCCUCCGUGACACCCAUCAACGACCUGCAUGGCCCCGACGCGCCGGCCCUGGCCAAGGGCGAGCGGCUGAUGCGCUGCAAAGUGGGCAGCAUCCAUCGCCUGCUCGACCUCUAUGGCUGGGCGCAGCUGGGGGACGCCUCCGUUACGCUGCGGGUGAGCAAGGAGCAGGAGCAUUUCUUGGUGGCCCCGCAGGGGCUGGCGUGCAGCGAGGUGACGGCGGCCAGCCUGAUCAAGGUGAACGUGCUGGGGGACGUGGUGGAGCAGGGCAACACCGGCUUCUCCCCUGAUGCCCGUGCCUUCAGCUUGCACGCUGCCAUCUACGCCGCCCGCCCCGACACUCGCUGCAUCGUCCGCCUGCACACGCCGGCCACCGCGGCGGUGUCGGCCAUGCGCUGCGGCGUGCUGCCCAUCUCCCGCGCCGCCCUGCUCCUGGGGGACAUCGCCUACUUCGACUUCCGUGGGGAGGUGGAGGACGAGGCCGACCGGGUCGAGCUGCAGAAGUGCCUCGGCCCCACCUGCAAGAUCCUGGUGCUGCGCAACCACGGGGUGCUGGCGCUGGGCGACACUGCCGAGGAGGCUUUCUACAGCAUCUUCCACCUGCAGGCAGCCUGCGAGGUGCAGGUGUCGGCGCUGGCGAGUGCGGGCGGCGCCGAGAACCUCAUCGUGCUGGAGCGCGCCAAGCACCGGCCCCACGAGGUGGGCUCGGUGCGCUGGGCCGGCAGCACCUUCGGGCCCAUGCAGAAGAGCCGCUUGGGCGAGCACGAAUUCGAAGCCCUCAUGAGGAUGCUGGACAACCUGGGUUACCGCACCGGCUACACCUACCGCUACCCCUUCGUGCAGGAGAAGAGCAAACCCAAAAGCGACGUGCUGAUCCCCGCCACGGUGACGGCCUUCGUCUUCGAGGAGGAGGCCGCCCCUGUCCCCGCGCUGCGGCAGCAUGCGCAGAAGCAGCAGAAGGAGAAGACGCGGUGGCUCAACACCCCCAACACCUACCUGCGAGUCAACGUGGCCGAGGAGCAGCAGGGCAGCGCCGGCAGCCAGAGGACAAAGACGACGUGGCUGAAAGCAGACGAGGUGGAGAAAGGCAGCAGCGGGACCGCGAUCCGCAUCGAGAACCCCAACCAGUUCGUGCCCCUCUACACAGACCCGCAGGAAGUGCUGGAGAUGAGGAACAAGAUCCGGGAGCAAAACCGGCAGGACGUGAAGUCGGCCGGGCCCCAGUCGCAGCUGCUGGCCAGCGUGAUCGCCGAGACGAGCCGCAGCCCCUCCACAGAGAGUCACUUGGCGGAUGCGGAGGCCAAAGAUGCGUCCCGAGAGGAGCCCCCCGCCGAGCCGGAGCCCCCGAACCCCUUCAGCCAGCUCACAGACCAGGAGCUGGAGGAGUACAAGCAAGAGGUGGAGAGGAAGAAGCUGGGGCUGCACGGCGAGAAGGACACGGUGGUGGAGGAAAGCCAGGGAUCCCCCCAAAAAUCACCCCCAGUGUCCGCACCGCAGAGCCCGGCCAAAAGCCCAGCCCCGUCGCCCACCAAGCCCUCGGAGGGUGACAAGAAGGCAGAGGACGGCCAAGCGCCUGCCGACUCCGCCACUGAGAAGGAGCCGCCACCAGCGGUGGUGAAUGGGAAGGAGGAGGAGCAGAGCACCGAGGAAAGCCAGGGCAAAGGGGGGGACCAGACGACCACCCCGGCCAACCCCGAUGUGGAUGCCCCCAAGGAGAAGAGCGAGACGGUGACCAGCAGCCCUGUCUCCCCCGAAGGCUCUCCCUCCAAAUCACCCUCCAAGAAGAAGAAGAAAUUCCGGACCCCGUCCUUCCUGAAAAAGGGCAAAAAGAAGGAAAAGAUCGAAUCUUGA